ACGAAGUUAGCUGCGUAUCAUCUACAAAGUGAAGUGCGUGCAUAUACUUUAUGCAAAUUUUGCACAAAGUGUAGACGCCAUUGGUGAAAAGUGCAGAUAUUUUGUGAAUUUCUCCCUGAUAAAACCAACGUAAGACUUCCAAAAGCGAACAUGGCUUAUCGCAACAAUCGCAACUUCGACCGUAACAGCUACGGUGGCUCUAUUAGCCGGAAUGUGGAUCCGUGGGAUACCACUAACGACUGGGGAAUGCGUGGCGGUGGCGGCGGCGGCGGCGGCAAUUACAUGGGCAACCAAAAUCAGUCCACGGAGGCCCUGGCGCUGGCCAAUAAUCUCAUCAACAACAUCCUGCGGGGCAGUCAGCCCCCUUCGUUGCUCGACUUGGCGCCCAAUGAUAUGCGCGGCGGCGGCGGAGGUGGUGGUUUUGGCGGCGGUUACGGCAGGGGCGGCGGCGGCGGCGGUGGCGGCUAUGACCGCUUCGAUGACCGCAUGGCCGGCAGAAUGAUGGGCAAUCGCAAUGCUGUAGCCAACCGCAAUCGACGUCCUGGCGCAAGUAGUGGUCCGCGCAACAAUAAGCCCAAUAAACCGGGCGGCAUUCGUAAACCCAAUGCCACUGAUCGCUCAAAGAAAGUUCUGGCUAAGAAUUCUAACAAUUCUAAAUCAACAAAAACGGACGACGAUACUAAUAAGAAUAAUGAGAGUGGUGAAGGAAAGGACGAAAAUGUGGAUGGCGAUCCACAGGAUUCGCUGUAUGCUGAUGUUCCGAGUGACAUGUUCUACUGUCAUAUGUGCAAGAAGCACAUGUGGGACUGUCUGUCCUUUGAGAAUCACAUCAAGGGACGUUCGCAUGCGAUGAUGAAGGAGGGCGUUGAGGAGAGCUAUCGCUUGCGCGCCACGAUGAUUCGUCAGGAGGCGAAGAUUGAGGAGCAGCUGAAGAGCAUUGAAAUUGAACGUUUGAAGCGCAUUGGGAAGAAUGUGAAGGCAACCAAUGUGCGUCGUGAGUACUGUACAAUGUGCGAUUUGCACUUCUACGGGCAUCUGUCGUCGCAUCGUAAAUCCGAGGGACAUUUGACACUCAAGAAAUUCCUCCAUCCUAAAUGCAAUGACUGCAGCAUGGAGUUCCCCACGAGGAUUGAGUACGAUGCCCAUUUGUUGGCACCCAAUCAUAUGAUUAAGGCCUCCAAGAGGGCUCAUCGGGCUGAGAAACGUCGGAAUCAACUGGUCAUCCAUGGAGAAGCUGAUGAGCUCAAGGAUUUGCGUGAGAAAGAGGAGAAACAUGAGAAGGAAACUACUGAGAAGACAGCAGAUGGAGAAGAGAAUGCUGAGGCAAAGGAAGGUGGUGGUGAGGAGAAUGCUGAGAAUCAGGAUGGGCAGACAGCACCGGCAGAAGUGAAGCCGGAAGCUGAGAAGGAACCGGAAAAUGUCAUUUUAGACUACAUUGAGGGUGUCACUGAGCUUCCGGCUGAGAUUGACAAUCGUAUUCCCAAGUACAAUUGUCAUCGUCAAUUGGGCAAGAGUUUAAUUGGGAAAUUGGAUUGCUAUGAAUGCCGUAUCUGUAACAGAUACUUCGAUACUGAAGCUACAGCAGAGAUUCAUACAAGAACUCUGUCACAUCACCGUCAGUUCAUCAAAUUCCUCAAUGAGAAAUGCAAUGAAGUGAAGAUUGCUGAGAAGCGUGCUGCUGCAACGCUUGAGAAUGAACGCAAGAAGCGAGCACGGAUUGAGCAAGUGGAGCAAAAUGGAAAGGCUCCCGAGAAGCCCAAGAUUGAUCCAUCAGAGCUCUAUGAUCCAUGCGAGGCCACUGAGGAUGAUGACAAACCGAAUGAUUCCCAGGAUGCAGACAUCACAGAUGCAGAAGUGAAAACUGAACAGGACUCUAUCAACCAAGGAGACACUACUAUGGAGUCCGUCAAGGAAGAGGCUGAAGAAGAGCCUGAGGCAGCAGAAGAUGAAAAACCAGCUCCAGAGCCCGUUGUAGAGGCGAAACCAGAGCCAAAGGCGCAACCGGCUAAGCAGCCGACAGCCCAGACGCCGCAGACGAAGCCGCAGCCACAGAAGCAGACUGCAACGCGAGGACGUCCAGCACAGCGUGCCUCCCCUCGUGGCCGCGGCCGUGGACGCUACAAUCGUUUUUAAGGUGGUCAAGAGGAAGAGACGAUUCCUCAUUAAAUUUCUAUUGCUUCGCAACUCGCCCUUUUGGGAGAUUUAAAAACAAACCUUUCAUAAUUGCACACAUUUUUUCAGCAUCUACAAGCAAGAGUUGUUGAAGUAUUUUAUUAGGAAGAGAUAGCAUGUGAGAUAAUUCACAUGAACUUCUAACAAACUAUUUUACAGCAAAAAUAAAAAAAAUAUAUAUAUAUAAAGGAAUAAUCUUACAAAAUAAUCACUACUUUUAAAUGUUUCUUUUCGUGUAGAUCGAUGUCGUGUCUCUCAAAUAAUAGACAAAAUAAAGAGAAUUGAACAAA
Messenger RNA from Phlebotomus papatasi, 2462 nucleotides. RefSeq names its product zinc finger protein on ecdysone puffs (gene Pep). The transcript is spliced from 5 exons. Lineage: Eukaryota; Metazoa; Arthropoda; Insecta; Diptera; Psychodidae. Bases 151 to 2133 code for a protein of 660 amino acids. The record is from RefSeq and is a predicted model, not a curated record. Gene Ontology annotation, cellular component: nucleus.